AUGGUGACUUCGUUUUUCUCCUCGUUGAGGAGCACUCAGCUGUUGCUGAUUGGAAUUGUUGGGCUAUACAUCAUCAACACCGUGACAGCAGAAGAGACCUCUUUCUUCAAAUCAAGACCCGAUAUUUACCCACCAGUCUUCAAAGUCGAAAAGUCCGAUCCCAAUAAGCUAAGCCCAGGCUACAUCUUCAUCACGCCAUAUGAGCUUCAAAACCCCGGACCUUACAUUUUCGACAGCACAGGGGAGUUAGUAUGGAGCGGCUGGGGUAUCUCAGGCCCGGGGAAUGCCCAUGGCCUCCACGUGUGCCAGUAUAACGGCGCCGAUCAUCUAUGCUUCUUUCAAGGAAAUCAGCAAAAGGGAUACUGUCGCGGGCAUGGCAUCAUCAUGGACAAAAACUAUCGAGUGGUGCGAUCCAUACAGCCAGGCGGAGGGAUGGCAUCUAGCGACAUGCAUGAGUUCCGUCCGAUCAAUGGCGGAAAAACCGCCUUGAUGACUAUCUAUCAACAACGACAAUUCGAUAUGACGCCAUGGAACGUUAAGACUGGAGUUGGAUGGCUUAUGGAGAGUGUCUUCCAGGAAGUCGAUGUGGAGACCAACAAAGUUCUUUUUGAAUGGAGGUCCCUUGAUCAUGUUGACCCGUCCGACAGUUAUACUUGGCCGUCUCAUACUGAUACUUCUGGCACCGGCUUGAAUGUGCAUGAACCUUGGGACUAUUUCCACAUCAACUCCAUCGACAAGAAUGCAGACGGUGACUAUUUGAUUUCGUCACGUCAUACCUGUGCCAUAUACAAGAUCUCUGGCAAAGAUGGUUCCGUUAUUUGGCGACUUCACGGCGCUCAGCCCAGCUUCCGCAAUAUCAACUUCAGCUUCUCCCAGCAACACGACGCGAGAUUCCUAUUCGAGAACGCUACACACACUCUCAUCUCGCUUUACAACAAUGGCUACAAUGGUUUCAACAAAACACACACCUACUCAUCUGGCAUGAUCAUUUCAAUCGACCACGUGGAAAUGACGGCCCUUCAGCUUCGCAACUAUGCCCCAAUCUCGACUGACUUGGUGAGCUCCAGUCAAGGAAACUUGCAGAUGUUACAAAACCACAAUGUCUUCAUCGGAUGGGGCAACAAUCCAUUUGUGUCAGAACACGACGAGGCAGGCAAUCUUCUGUUCUGGGGCGCCUUUGCCAAGGAUACAGUGAUGAACUACCGCGCCAUGAAAUUUGAAUGGGACGGGAUGCCAACAGACUCUCCUGCUCUUUGGUCAUAUUCACGGACAGCCGAUCCCUUCUCACCAACAAGCUUCUAUGUAAGCUGGAACGGCGCGACCCGCGUGAAGCAAUGGAAAUUCUACGGCGCGAUGAACAUGACUGGGCCCUGGACCUUGCUGGACAAGGUCAACAAGACGGGAUUCGAGACUGAGUAUACAAAUGCCAGCUUCUAUCUAUGGUCCAAGGUCGAGGGUCUGGAUCAUGAAGGCAAUGUACUCGGCAAGUCUGAGACCAAGUACACGUUUGUGCCGUCAGCGGAGCUCCGCGAGUUCUGCGCCGAUUCAACCUGCCUUGACGCACCGGGAUACGGCUUCCCGGGUGAAGAGGCAGCUCGACCGUUCAUUCCGCCUAUUGGAGUGAACACUGUGCCCUGGAUUGAUCCGGAUAACCCGGGAUCAAAUAUUUGGAUCAACCCCUCUGGAUAUCCACACUCCUCGGGGACUCUCAAGUACUCGAGCGGGUGGGACUUUGGCCGUCUACUUGCUUGGGGUUGUGUUCUUGUUGUGACGAUUCCUGCUUUCGCUGGAAUCUACCUCUUCUACCGAUAUUACAUGCGAAAUUCUCAUUCCAGAGCACAGGACCAGGAGUCUUCCGAGCCGUUGAAUGGCAUGACUGAGCGGAAACGUUCUGAAACCACUACUAGUCUGCCCUGGUGGAACUGGCGCAGGUGGAACGGAGAGCGCGAACCCCCCCCACCACGUCUCUCUCGGCGGGCGGAGUUCACAGGACCAUGA
This is a messenger RNA of Penicillium brevicompactum, 1998 nucleotides long. RefSeq names its product arylsulfotransferase family protein. The coding region runs from base 1 to 1998 and encodes 665 amino acids. The transcript has 4 exons. Lineage: Eukaryota; Fungi; Ascomycota; Eurotiomycetes; Eurotiales; Aspergillaceae. The record is from RefSeq and is a predicted model, not a curated record.